AAUAAUCUUAAAUCUUCACGAGAUACUGAAUAUGAAUACACGUUAUUAAUUUUUUUGAUGCAUUUGCAAUGAAUACGAGAAGAUUUUUUGAUAAUGUGCUAUUAAUUUGUUUAUUUAUGCCAAAAUUUGAAUUAAAAGAUAUAUUUGACGUAAAGUCUGACGACAUGAUACAGGAAGUGCUAAAAGGCGUGUAUCGAGGUAAACUAGGAAGAUUUUUAAAUAUUCCUGAAACUUCUUUGUUACACUUUAGUCCAACAACCAAAAUGACAGUUGAAAUCACCAAAAAUAUACCCGAAAAAGGAAAUACGCAGAAAGUUGAUAAUAUGACGGUAGAAAAAUUUCUUAUCAGAAAACGUCGAAUGCAGCUAAAGGAACUGCUAGAAGAUAAUAUAAACGCUAAACCAAAUUUUGGGGACAAAGAAGACGAAAUAACUAUACAAUCGAGAAGAUUCGGUUCAAUAAUCAACUCAACUAGUAAAGAACCCGACGCACUCAGAGAAAUAUACUUUGACGACGGGCAAAAAUGGAUAACAAUUCGUGAAAAGAAAAAAGCAAUCGCCUUGAUGGAGCAGUUCGUUUAUGAAACUCAUUACAUGCUACCGUUCAUGCAAGUCAUCAGAAAUAAGUAUAAAAACUAUCGGAAGUAUCAAAUGGGAUACUGUUUCUCUUUACUUCGAACUUUGAAAGCGCAACAGAUGAAACUUUACACCAAUUUAAAGACAUACCAGGAAUUAUACCUGACAUUUUACACUUUUGCAAAAGUAUACGAGAAAAUAGUUAGAUUGGAUAUAGACAUAAAAGAUGUGUUAAAAGUCAUGUACAAAUUAAAUGUCAGCGUAAAAAAGAGAAAGAGACGUAAAUCUACAGCUUCUUUCGGUAACUACGGACGUUAACUAAAUAAAAUAAUUAAUAAUAAAAGUAAUAAAUUUCGAAAGUAUUUUGUUCUUAAUUAAUCGAAAACAAAAAGCUCCAAAUCAUAUUUAAAUAUUUUGUAUGUAAUCAGCAUGUUUAUAAAAUGAGACUGAUU
This is a messenger RNA of Danaus plexippus (monarch butterfly), 1027 nucleotides long. RefSeq lists its product as uncharacterized. The coding region runs from base 69 to 893 and encodes 274 amino acids. Lineage: Eukaryota; Metazoa; Arthropoda; Insecta; Lepidoptera; Nymphalidae. The transcript is spliced from 2 exons. The record is from RefSeq and is a predicted model, not a curated record.